Esox lucius (northern pike) is the source of this 4692-nucleotide messenger RNA. It is a transcript of the gene hid1a, whose product is annotated as HID1 domain containing a. The transcript has 19 exons. The record is from RefSeq and is a predicted model, not a curated record. Gene Ontology annotation, cellular component: Golgi medial cisterna; membrane; Golgi trans cisterna. The coding region runs from base 156 to 2600 and encodes 814 amino acids. NCBI's taxonomy places the organism in Eukaryota, Metazoa, Chordata, Actinopteri, Esociformes, Esocidae.
GCCGGCCUAUCACGCCUAUCACCGUACUUCUGAAGAACCCGGAAGUUGAGUAAAGGCGAACCACAGUGAAAGGUGUCCGCGAGUGCCUCAAGCGGAGCAAGAAGGUGAACAAGAUUAGUAGGGAUUCACGGCUGCAACAACGCUGGAAUAUAAAAAUGGGUAACAGUGACUCUAAAUUGAACUUCAGGAAAGCAGUGAUACAACUGACAACAAAAACACAGCCAGUAGAGGCCACAGACGAUGCGUUCUGGGACCAGUUCUGGGCAGACACUGCCACCACUGUACAGGAUGUUUUUGCCCUGGUGCCAGCAGCAGAGAUCCGAGCAGUCCGGGAAGAGUCCCCGUCCAAUCUGGCAACUCUCUGCUAUAAGGCCGUAGAGAAACUGGUGCAGGCAGCGGAGUCAGGAUGCUCCUCGGAGAAAGAGAAACAGAUCGUUCUGAACUGCAGUCGAAUGCUGACCCGCAUCCUGCCUUACAUCUUCGAGGAUCAAGAUUGGAGGGGCUUCUUCUGGUCCACCGUGCCGGGUGCUGGAAGAGCUGGCACGGAUGAGAUGGAUGACGAUGAAGGAGCUCGUCCGCUGGCUGAAUCUCUCCUCCUGGCCAUCGCCGACCUGCUCUUCUGUCCCGACUUCACUGUGCACAGCCACCGAAGAGGGCCAGACGCGGCGGAGGACAUGCAGACCAUAGACAGCUGUGAGUACAUCUGGGAGGCUGGGGUGGGGUUUGCCCAGUCGCCCCCGCUCAACUAUAUCCACGACCUCAACAGGACGGAGCUGCUGAGGCUGCUGCUGACGUGUUUCUCCGAGGCCAUGUACCUCCCGCCCACUUCGGAUAACAACAUCCUCAACCCGUGGGUCACCUUUUUCUGCUCCACGGAAAACAGGCACGCCUUGCCGCUCUUCACCUCCCUGGUUAACGUGGUGUGCGCCUACGACCCGGUCGGCUACGGCAUCCCGUACAACCACCUGCUCUUCUCCGACUACCGCGAGCAGCUCGUGGAGCAGGCCGUGCAGAUCCUCAUCGUCAGCCUGGAGCAUGAGGGAGGUGGGGCUGCCCAACGACCCCCAUCGCCCUCCUGCAUGGAGGACCAGGAUUGUGUUGGCCCCGACAACCUGUUUGUCAACUACCUUUCGAGGAUUCACAGGGAGGAGGACUAUGACUUUGUGUUGAAGGGACUGGCUCGCCUGUUAGUAAACCCUCUCAUGCAGACCUACCUACCCAACUCCACCAAGAAGAUCCAGUUCCACCAGGAGCUGUUGGUGCUCUUCUGGAAGCUCUGUGACUUCAAUAAGAAGUUCCUGUUCUUUGUAUUGAAGAGCAGUGAUGUGCUGGACAUACUGGUCCCUAUACUCUUCUACCUGAACGAUGCCCGGGCCGAUCAGUCCCGCGUUGGCCUCAUGCACAUUGGUGUCUUCAUCCUGCUACUUCUGAGUGGAGAGCGGAACUUCGGCGUGCGUCUCAACAAGCCCUACUCGGUCCACGUGCCCAUGGACAUCCCGGUGUUCACGGGAACCCACGCCGACCUGCUGAUAGUGGUUUUCCACAAGAUUAUCACCAGCGGUCACCAGCGUCUACAACCUCUAUUUGACUGUUUGCUCACCAUUGUAGUGAAUGUGUCUCCCUACCUGAAGAGCAUCUCCAUGGUGGCCGCCAACAAGCUGCUCCACCUCCUGGAGGCAUUCUCCACCCACUGGUUCCUCUUUUCCGCCUCUCAGAACCACCAUCUUGUCUUCUUCCUGCUCGAGGCCUUUAACAACAUCAUCCAGUACCAGUUUGACGGCAACUGCAACCUAGUCUACGCCAUUAUCCGCAAACGCAACGUGUUCCACCAGCUGGCCAACCUGCAGUCGGACCCUGUCUCCAUCCAGAAGGCCCUGCAGAGGAAGAAGAAGUCGCCGGACGCUAUCACCGGCAUCUCCCGGACCAGCUCCCAGGAAACGGUGUCCAUGGAGGGCUCCCGUCCGGCCGUCCCCGCUGAGCCAGGAACACUGAAGACCAGCCUGGUCGCUAUACCAGCCAUCGACAAGCUGACAGAGAAGUCCCAGGUGUCUGAGGACGGAACCAUGGUCACCGUGUCUAAGAUGGACUCUCUGUGCGCCUCCCAUCCGGGCCCCCAGACGGAGCAGAGCUCCGCGGCAGGGGCCAGCGACACGGAGUCCGUGUCGGGACGGGACAACGAGGAUGUUUUCUACACCGAGGCAGAGAUGGAGAGGAGGCGCAUGUCCAAUGCGUCGUCCACCAUUUCCUGUAACUCGCAGUCGCACUGGGUCCCCACGCCAGACUGGGUCCUGUCCUGGAAGUGUAAGCUACCUCUACAGACCAUAAUGCGUUUGCUGCAAGUCCUGGUCCCUCAGGUUGAGAAGAUAUGCAUCGACAAGGGCUUGACAGAUGAGUCUGAGAUCCUGAAGUUCCUCCAGCACGGCACCCUGGUGGGACUCCUUCCUGUCCCGCAUCCCAUCCUCAUCAGGAAGUACCAGGCCAAUGCUGGCACGGCUAUGUGGUUCCGCACCUACAUGUGGGGAGUUGUCUACCUGCGCAAUGUGGACCCGCCCAUCUGGUAUGAUACGGACGUACGUCUCUUUGAGAUCCAAAAGAUGUAGACAAUAGGAAUGUGUUGACUGAAGAGAGGACUGCUUCCUGUGCAGUUCUCACUAUUCCUCCUCUCAACCAUCAACUUCGACGCGCCUCAUCAACAUCAACAUCACGCUUGUCUCUCGCACCUCAUCUUCGACGUUCCCUGGACUGUACAAACAAGAUGUGGGCCGUGCUGAAAGAGGGGGCGUCGCUGUCCCUACUCUGAAAGCAGGAUGUUGAGUUGAACCAGGUUCGGAUUACCGCGGGGGCAUAGCAGGAUAGGGUUUCCGCCCUGGCCCCCACCACUGUACCACAGAUGUACGAAAUGUUACCAACGAAGAGUCAAUAUGCAAUUCAAAACCCAGGAGUUGGCUGCGGGCAGGGUUGUAACAUGAUGGAUACCAUUGCUGCCAUACCCAUUUCCAGCACAUCCUGUAGGUUUUUUCCUCCAGCCGCAGUUAUUAACCAGAUUUAGCUUUUCAUCUAAUUAUACAAAUCAGGUUUCCAGGGUUGGGAAGAAAACCUGCAGGACAGUUGCUCUUUGAGGACAGGGAUGAGCAGCACUGGUCUGUACUGCGGUGUCUCUGAAAUGUCUGAUUGCUCAAGACAUCAAAAUGGCUGUCAAAACAAUGACACAGUGUGUUAACUUGCAAGCAAACAGUUUCCCACCACCAAACACUACUUUGAUGGAGAGAGAAUCCAUUGAAAUUAGCCAAAUUAAUCAAUUGCUUUUUUCAGUGUUAUUCUAUAAGCUUUAGUAAAUUGAGCACUCAACAAACUUUCCCAAAAGUAAGACAUAUUUGAAAAAGCUUUGUUGAGUAAAAUGACAAAUUCAAGGUUACCUUUGCAAGGCGACCCUGAAUUUGGUUCAGCUUUAUGCCCCAAUGUUGAACAAACUCAUCCUAUUGAAGCAGGCAGUUGCCUUAUGUGGAAACAGCAAAUUGAAAAAUGUGAAUAGAUUUUGUUUUUGCAAGAACAUUGAUUGGUUGAUUAAUCAUGUACUACACGAACAUAAAUACCAUACCUGUAUUUUUUCAAGACUUUUCCAAUCUGUUAGUAGUAAGCCUUUGCAACCACUACUGAGAUGGCUAUUAGAUAUCCUCACUUGGGAAAAGCCCUUUUGAACAGGGAACACUUAAGCAAAUCAAGUGAUCAUCUUUGCGAUUUGGUUUCCAACAGUUACCCUUAAACGCCUGUGGUAAAAGAAGUGUUUGUUUGGGAAUGAGCUUUCACUAGACUCCAGUAGGAAUUACACAUCACAUAAAAGUAGUUUAACCAGCUUGCGAUUGGAUUGUAAGUUUACUCAGUGGUGUAGAGUUGGAACGUAAUAGUGUUGAGAUGGAACGUAAUGGUGCAGAGAUGCAUUCACGGUAUAAGUGUGAGGCAACCAGCAGCGAUAGAUAGGAUUGUGAGUUUGCUAAACAUUUAUUCAAGAAAAGUGGAACAAACAAACAAUCCUAUUGCAGCUGUUUGAUCUUUAGUAUAUUUUCCAAUUGGCCGGGGAGUUAAUCAUUUAAAACUUUAUUACAGUAUAACCUUGAUGAAUAAGGCAUCAUGUAAGUUCAUACAUGUUUCUACAUUAUUUUAAAUGUUAUAAAUGUGUAAAUAUUGUAAUGCUUAUAUGUGAUUUGUUUUUAAUUUGUAUUCAGUUCAUUAUUGCUUAUUCAUUAAAGGUAUUAUGAAGUGUAGCAGCGAAAUCAAAAUUGCGCUUCUAGGUGGACAGCUGUAAAAUAUUAUCGGAUGGCAUUGCUAUAACAAUUGAAUUGUUAUUGAUGAACACAUCAAAGUGAGAUUGUGUCAUGCUGUGAAUUUGCACUCCUCCAAUGAGACCGUUCUGCUACUGUAUGUUCUUUGUAAAGUGGCAAUGUAUCUUGUCAGGAAUUUGCAAAUGAACACUUGCCUAUUCACGAUAGAAAUAAUAUAUAAACUCACUUUGUGUUACUGGGUGAAAGUAUAUGUCAAUAGCUAACAUCUUUACAUUUAUAUAGCUUUAUUUUGUCCGCAUAUAAAUUCAGCGAUCAGCAGGGUCGACUGUAUAUAUUGUGCUUAAUGUUUAAAGUAGUAUUUUUUCUUGACUUAUAUGGAAUAAUGAUAUAUUAUAAACAAUUCCUAAAGCAA